Molecule: messenger RNA, 1584 nt
Organism: Eurytemora carolleeae
Lineage: Eukaryota; Metazoa; Arthropoda; Copepoda; Calanoida; Temoridae
Product: actin-related protein 2/3 complex subunit 1A
Exons: 2
Coding region: 204-1319 (371 amino acids)
Biological process (GO): Arp2/3 complex-mediated actin nucleation
Cellular component (GO): Arp2/3 protein complex; actin cytoskeleton
Molecular function (GO): actin filament binding
Source: RefSeq, a predicted model, not a curated record
CAGGGAUAGAUAUAUACAAUCUAACCAACUACAAUAUUACUGGGAAAACAUUAUAUUAUAGAAUUACAAUUCAUACAUUUUAACUAAAGUUAUUUUGUUGACCUGAAAUGUGGUUUAUCAAGUAUAGUGGAGGGGAGGGAGUUGACUCAGUGUGCAGAGAAUCUUGAAUCCGCGUAGACGGACCAGAGUCCGCGGUGUAAACUAUGGUGACAAUUCACAAGUUCGGAGCAACACCGCUCACCUGUCAUGCUUGGUCUUCAGACCAGAGCAAGGUUGCAAUCUCACAAAACAAUCAAAACAUUGUAAUCUAUAAAUCCGGAGGUAAAGGUUGGGAAACUGAAUCCCAGCUCCAGCAGCAUGAUCUGAGAGUUACGGGUAUAGACUGGGCUCCUAGAACCAACCGUAUAGUAACCUGUAGUGAAGACAGGAACGCCUAUGUCUGGGUUAAAGACGGAGAAGCCUGGAAGCAUACUCUGGUUGUUCUGAGGAUAAACCGAGCUGCAACCUGUGUCCGCUGGUCUCCGGACGAAAAUAAGUUUGCAGUAGGUUCCGGAGCUAAGGUUAUCAGUGUCUGCUUCUAUGAAAAGGAAUAUGAUUUCUGGGUGGCUAAGCAUAUUAAGAAACCCAUCAAGUCAACUGUUACAACAGUAGACUGGCAUCCUAACAAUAUUCUGCUAGCCGCAGGUUCUACGGACUUCAAGGUUCGCAUUUUCUCCGGGUACCUCAAGGAGAUAGAGGCUAAACCAACUCCCACGGAAUGGGGAGCAAAAAUGACUUUUGGAAACCUGAUGGCGGAGUUUACAAACUCUCCUAAUGGAGGUGGUUGGGUUCAUGAUUUAUCCUUCUCCCUGGAUGGUUCCAAGGUUGCCUGGGUCGGCCAUGACUCCAGUGUGAGUGUAGCUGAUGCCGGGAACGGGAUGAGAAUUGCUAAACUAAAAACCUGCCUCCUUCCAUUUAAAUCUGUCCUCUGGGUCUCCCCAAGCACCCUGAUUGUCGCGGGACAUGAUUAUGUUCCGAUUGUAUUCAGCCUAAGCUCCGAAGGGAAUCUAGUUGAAGGUGACCGGCUCGAGGAGGACAAGAAAGCGUCUCUAGGUACUCUAUCCAAUGCGCGUCAGAUGUUCCAGAACAUGGAUAUCCUGGGACAAAGUGAUUCAGGAACCCGUAUCAAUACUACGCAUGAAAAUCAGAUCAACGAGCUAAGAAUACAGAAAACUAUGAAGGACGAGGUUCGAACUAUCUCCAGUUGUGCUGGAGAUGGGAAACUAGUGAUCUGGAACCUUGAAACCCUCGCAGGGAAACUCAAACCUCAGAGAAACUGAAAACCUCCAGACCUUGUGCCCAGCAACGUAUUUUGAUUCUGCUUUGUUUAAGUUUUUUAUAAUUUUCUACUUUAAUGAUUAACAAAAACUAUUUUGCAUCAUCUAGAAAAUAUUCUUAAUAAUUCUUGAUUUAUUAAACCAUGCUCAUUGCUCAUCCACCUCAAAGCUUUAGACUGAAACCAAAAGUCCUUACUGUUAUUUAUUAUGUUUAAUGUGUAUGUAUAUCUAUAUGUAAUAAGAUAAGAAAAUAAAAAAAUAUAUAUAA